CAUCAAUAUAACUAGUUUUUUUAAAUUAAUUUAAAAAAUGUUAAUAAAUAAAAAAAACGAAAUGUAAAAAAGAUAAAGCUUAAAAAGAAUUGAUUUUUUAUAAGAAAACGGUAAAUAUAAAAAUAAUGAAAAUUAAAUAUUACAUCUGUCAAAAAAAUUAUCAUUUAUUUCGCCUAUAUCAAGAAAUUUCAAAAAAAAAAACUAAGAAAAAAAUGAACUUAUAAAAAAAUAAAAGUCUUUUUAUAUUAAAAGCUUCUUUUUUUUCUUUAUAUAAUAAAUAAAAACAAUUAAUAUAAUUACUUUAAUCAAAUAAGAUUUUAAAUAAAACUUAAUUUCGUGAGAAUAAAUUAAUUAAGUAAUUUUAAGAUUUACUUCAUUCUAAAAAAAAUUAAAAUUAAGACCUUUUAUCACUAAUAAGCAUAUAGUCCUCUUUCCACAGAAAUUGGGAAAAGAAAACAAAUAAAAAAUAUUUCCUGCUAAAUAACCAAGACAAAAUAGUUUGAAAAUAAAAGAUAAUAAAUUAUUAAAAAUAACCAAAAUUAAAUUAAAUUUUGUAAAUAUUGAAUCAAUCUGUUUUCCAAACGUUAUUUAUUAAAAUAUUGACUGCUUGCCAUUAUUAAGUAAAUUAAACUAAUUCUUUGAGUAUAGCUCUUAUAUUUGCCAUAUUU
Ichthyophthirius multifiliis is the source of this 668-nucleotide messenger RNA. RefSeq lists its product as hypothetical. The transcript has a single exon. The annotation marks the transcript as partial. The record is from RefSeq and is a predicted model, not a curated record. NCBI's taxonomy places the organism in Eukaryota, Ciliophora, Oligohymenophorea, Hymenostomatida.